Molecule: messenger RNA, 1683 nt
Organism: Ilex paraguariensis (yerba mate)
Lineage: Eukaryota; Viridiplantae; Streptophyta; Magnoliopsida; Aquifoliales; Aquifoliaceae
Source: the annotation of a GenBank genome assembly
AGUGAUUUUCAGGUAAUUUCUUAGUAGUUCAGCGGAUGUCAUGCACCCAUAUUAUACCACAUUUUCUUUUCUUCAAGAAAUAAUAAACAAAGACGUCAGGACUUCGGUUCCGUAACCCUUUACGGCCUCUACCUACUCCGUUCUGACCUUCCCACAUCGUUCCUCGGAUGACUCUCGGUUUGAUACUUUUUUCAUCCCAGCAGUAGCAAACGCAUCUGCAGAAUAACUUCUUUUCGCUCUGGUUUCACUACUCAGAUGAGUAUAGUAGAGCUCUAGCCAGAUCAACUGUCUAUUAAGUGAUUUCUCACUGAUCAUCAUAGUAAAGCUGGUUUGUGCGUCAUAGUUUUGUACAGUGUUUGUUAUCAUAUAUUUUUGACCCACAAAGCAGAAGGUGCAUUCUGCAUGCUUAUGGAUUGGUAGGAUAAAUAUUAACAUUUUUGUGGAAAAGGCUUCAUCUCACCCUUCUCAUAUGGAGGAGUUUCAAAACUGGGAUGAUGUAACUUGCCCCAUAUGCUUGGACUUCCCUCACAACGGUGUUCUCCUCCAAUGUUCGUCUUUUGAGAAAGGAUGCCGGGCUUUUGUGUGCGACACAGAUCAUUUGCACUCAAACUGUUUGGACCGUUUCAAAACUGCAUAUGGGAUGUUAUCUGAGUCACAAUCACCUUCAACAUCUGAGGCUAGUUCUGCUGGAGACAACAACUUAAUGAAUUCAGAAGCUAAUGGCAAGCCCACAUGUCCCUUAUGUAGAGGAGAAGUCACUGGAUGGGUCAUUGUUGAUAAGGCCCGUGGACAUUUGGAUGAGAAGAAACGAUGUUGUGAAGAGUUACAAUGUUCUUUUAUGGGCACCUACUUGGAACUUCAGAAACAUGCUCAACUAGAGCACCCUCAUGCACGUCCUUCAAAAAUUGAUCCUGCACGGCAGCUUGAUUGGGAGAAUUUCCAGCAAUCCUCUGAGAUCAUAGAUGUACUGAGUACUAUCCAUUCAGAAGUCCCACGUGGGGUGGUUUUGGGAGAUUAUGUAAUUGAAUAUGGGGACAAUGACUCUGGAGAUGAUUUUGAGGACUUCCCUGGGGAUGAAGGCAACUGGUGGACAUCAUGCAUCUUGUAUCAGGUGUUCGAUAACUUUAGGACUUCUAGAAACAGAAGAAGGUCAAGAGCCAAUGAUUCUAGAAGAGGGACUCGCCGUUUGAGUUAUGAUACCUCCAAUUCUGAUGAGGGCUCUGUGGCCUCUGUAGAAUCUGCAGAGUAUAGACUAGACGAGAUUGAUGAUGAAUUUGUGAAUAGAAGUGGUCUAUCGAGGGGUAGAGCUGGUCAUCGCAGUUACCGAAGACGCCGUUCUCGCUUCUAUGACAAUUAGGAUGGUUUGGUGCAGCUGUGGAAUGAAGAAAAACUUGCAGAUGUUGAUCCAUUUGAAGUGGAAAUCAUUAAAGCUUUAUGGGGUUCAUGUCAGUAUUCAGAAAAUAUAAAAGCUUCUCCUAGAUAUACAUAUGUGAUUACAUGUUCUUGGUGAAGAUAAUUUUCCAAAAUUAUAUUGACAAUUCGAUCGGAAUGUCGAUUCCGCUUCUGUUAUUAAGACUGGCAUCCAGUUUUGGUUCUUUAGUGAUUUUCCUUGUAGUUCAAAUUAGAUAAGAAGAUUUGUGUUUUUUUUUUUGGAAAAAUUCCUGCUUAGCUCUCUCUCUCUCU